ACUACCCAAAUUCUGUACAUAGUUUCCUGAAUUCUUUGCUGUGUUUUUCUUAGUAUUGGAUUCAAAUUUGCUUUUUCUUGAAGGAUAACAUUAACAAUGGCAAGCCAGGAACGAAGUAACAGUGUCCUGAAGGAAGGAAAAAGUUUAUCAAUUGACAGGUUCAACUUGGACAGUGAACAACGUUCAGACUUUGUGAAGCAUGGUUGUCCCCAAGUAGUGAAUAAUUCAAUGAUUGCCAUUCUGCUUGGAAUGCUUUUUGCACCUUUAGUUAUAGGAAUGUGUGGGAAAGCAUAUUGUGCAAGUAAAUUAAACCCAUUCCUUUUGUAUAGAUAAUCCCUUAAUGUGUCACUUGUUGCACAAAAUCUCUGAAGUUCAGAAUAGCCUUUUCUCAUCGUUACUGUUGAAUUACUACUUAAUUCUCGUUUAUAUGAAUGAUCAUGCUCUCUAGUUAUGAUAUAUGAUAAAAUAUAUGUUAUGAGAAUAGGCUUAUAUAUAAAUGUACUUCAUUGUGUUUAAGUGGAUAAGUACAUCUCCAGAAGCUUGUAGUAGCAUGGAUUCUGAUAUGAUUCAUGAACACUAUUUUGCACCAGUAAAAGAAAGACUAGCCUGCAAAAUCUGUUUCUACCUUGAACAAUCUUAGAAAUGCUGCUUCUUCAAAAUGUGCACAACUAGAUGUUGUUGUAGCCUCUUAACUCCCUAUUGGUGUUUAUCAUGAAAUUGAGAAAACAAAUGGAGUAAUUUUAUUUUGUGAAUGGGGUCAUGAGUAAUCUGCUUUUUAAUUGUUUGCUGGAUACACUAAUACAAAGAUGAUCCAUAC
Molecule: messenger RNA, 817 nt
Organism: Rubroshorea leprosula
Lineage: Eukaryota; Viridiplantae; Streptophyta; Magnoliopsida; Malvales; Dipterocarpaceae
Source: the annotation of a GenBank genome assembly